GGCAUCUAGAUGAUGAUGGGUUGCCACAUGGAUUCUGUACAGUCACCUAUUCAUCGACAGACAGAUUUGAGGGAAACUUCGUGCAUGGCGAGAAGAAUGGCCGUGGCAAAUUCUUCUUUUUUGAUGGAAGCACCUUGGAAGGGUACUAUGUUGACGAUGCCCUGCAAGGCCAGGGGAUCUACACCUACGAGGAUGGAGUGGUGCUUCAUGGCACAUACGUGGAUGGAGAGCUGAAUGGACCAGCCCAGGAGUAUGACAGUGACGGGCGGCUGAUAUUCAAAGGGCAGUAUAAAGACAACAUUCGACAUGGAGUUUGUUGGAUCUAUUACCCAGAUGGAGGCAGCCUUGUGGGAGAAGUGAAUGAAGAAGGGGAGAUGACUGGAGAGAAAAUAGCCUAUAUGUACCCUGAUGGAAAGACUGCAUAUUCUGGAAGGUUCAUAGAUGGAGAAAUGAUAGAAGCAAAACUGGCAACUCUGACAUCUGUGGAGGAUGGGAAACCUCAGUUUGAAGUAGUAUCAGGCAGCCCAGUGUACAGUUUUGACAAAUCUACUUCAUCCUGCAUUUCUACAAAUGCACUUCUUCCUGAUCCAUACGAGUCAGAGAGGGUGUAUGUUGAUGUGUCUCUCAUUUCCAGUGCUGGAGAAGGAUUAUUUUCAAAAAUAGCAGCAGAGGCCAGUACAGUUAUGUCCUUUUACAACGGAGUGCGAAUUACACACCAGGAGGUAGACAGCAGAGACUGGGCCCUCAAUGGAAAUACAAUAUCCCUGGAUGACGAAACGGUCAUAGACGUGCCAGAACCCUACAACCACGCCGCCAAGUACUGUGCCUCGCUGGGGCAUAAGGCCAACCAUUCUUUCACUCCAAACUGCAUCUAUGACCCGUUUGUUCAUCCUCGCUUUGGGCCCAUCAAAUGCAUCCGCACCAUCAGAGCUGUGGAGAAGGAUGAAGAGUUAACAGUGGCUUAUGGAUACGAUCACAACCCCGUUGGCCAAAACGGGCCAGAAGCACCAGAGUGGUACCAGCUGGAACUGAAAGCUUUCCAGGCUGCCCAGCAAAAGUGAAAUGAAAGCUACUGCUUUGUUCAGCAAACUGAAAUAGAAACUUGGAUCUAUGCACUACCUUUAUACUGAAAACUGGACAACCAG
This is a messenger RNA of Mesitornis unicolor (brown roatelo), 1145 nucleotides long. RefSeq names its product SET domain containing (lysine methyltransferase) 7 (gene SETD7). The annotation marks the transcript as partial. Gene Ontology annotation, cellular component: chromosome. The transcript has 7 exons. Gene Ontology annotation, biological process: regulation of DNA-templated transcription. The record is from RefSeq and is a predicted model, not a curated record. NCBI's taxonomy places the organism in Eukaryota, Metazoa, Chordata, Aves, Mesitornithiformes, Mesitornithidae. Gene Ontology annotation, molecular function: protein binding; histone H3K4 monomethyltransferase activity.